GAGGAUCCUCUAUAUAUAAGAGCAAUCUUGGCACUGGCCGUGCUAAAAGAUGGCAAAGAGUACGCAACAAGUCAGUGUCCUCGGCCUUGUGCUGCUGGCCCUUUUGGCCGCCUCCCCGGUGCUGGCCGCCCGAAGGAACGUUCGCAGAAACCAACAGAGGGUCGCAGGUGCCAGUCUUCCGAAGGAGGUUCGUCGCCAAUGGCAAAUGGCCGUCAACGUGCCCCCCGCGUUCCUCCUCAAGCAAGACGCGUCCGAGCUGCCCCCGGCCGCCCCCGGACACAUGUGGGUCCAGGUGCCCAUAACCGAGACGCCGCCUCCGUCCGAAGCGCCCUUCACGACGACCGAGGCGACCGAGUCGGCGGCGGCGGCGGCCGAGGGCAGCACCGAGGCCACGCCGGUGUCCGACCCGGAAAUGCUGAAGAACUGCAAGGAGCCCCGAGGACAGUUCGCGCACCCGGACCAGUGCAACAAGUUCUACAACUGCUGGGACGGCUUCGUGGCCGAGCAGUCUUGCCCGGGCGAACUCGUGUUCUCGGACCAGGGAGCCUUUUGCGAUUACAGGGACAACGUCGAUUGCUCCAGCAGAGGCGGCGACCCUCCUGCGCAGACUGAAGCUCCUGCUCAAACAGGCGAGUCCAGUUCGGAGAGCGAAGCGCCAGUCGAGUCUACGGAGGCGCCAUCAGGGCCUGCCGAGGGAGAGGAAGAGUCGGAAGGAAACAAGGUUUCCGAGGAGCAGUUGAAGGAGGACAUCGGUGAAGGGUGCAAGUCGCCCUUCGCCAGGUACCGCAGCCCCAAGAACUGCGAUAUUUUCAUCGUCUGCUCCCACGGAACUCCGUACAGAUUUGAAUGCCCCGAGACUCUCAACUAUAACGAGAACUUGGCCGUGUGCGACUAUCCGUACAGGGUCGACUGCGGCAACUCGACCUCCAAGUACCCCCAGGGAGAGCAGCAGCCGUCGGACGCGACGCCGGCAGGACCGGCAGCCGAGCCUGAGAAGACACACGAGCAGGUUUGGAGGUACUUUUACCAGCAGCAGCAGCAAAAGUACCCCCUGCCCGCCGACCUCUCCGCCUACUACGGAGGAUUCGCCCACCUGCCACCAGUCAGAAUUGCGCCAGGAUUCGUCCGCCAGCAAUGAGGGACAUUAUUUGCACCAACCGACCGACGACAACCGUUUCCUCCACUUCACCCCCGACAAACCAACCAACCCCCGACGGUGCUGGGUUCAUAACACUAACACUAAAAAGGGCUCGAAAAGCGGCCUGAGGAAGAGUUGAUGAAGAGGCACUUUGUCCACUUUGGCCCGCGUGGGAAAAUGAUCGGCGGCCGUUUUUCACAUUUGCGUUGAAUCGCCUCUGCUGUUUACGGCGGCGUUUUAUCACGUGCCGUAAGAAAUUUUAUCCGACGGCUAAAAAUUCCCUUCGACCUCCUCCUUCCUCCGGCCGCGUGUGCGAAGCUCCUGGGCUUAUUUAUUGGGCAAUACCGCGCGUCCAGCCGAAAACUCACCCCUCGCCUCUGGCCAGGCGAAACACAAACCAUGUGAAAAAAGUUGAAAAAAAAUUGAAAGCUCUCCAAAGAGAUGCUAAUUUAUACAACUGACUAAUAAUAAAUAUAUUUAUUUCUGAGUACAA
Messenger RNA from Neocloeon triangulifer, 1631 nucleotides. Its product is annotated as chondroitin proteoglycan-2-like. Gene Ontology annotation, molecular function: chitin binding. NCBI's taxonomy places the organism in Eukaryota, Metazoa, Arthropoda, Insecta, Ephemeroptera, Baetidae. The record is from RefSeq and is a predicted model, not a curated record. Gene Ontology annotation, cellular component: extracellular region. Bases 50 to 1138 code for a protein of 362 amino acids. The transcript is spliced from 5 exons.